AUGUUUCAUUCUGUUAAACCAACACAAUUAUCGGUAAUAGAAGGCCUCAUUCCACCAAUUCGCCAAAAAUCAUUUUACCAAUUUGACAACAAUUCUUCACCUUACAUUUAUGACAUCACAGCUACCUCCACACAUUGUUUUAUAUCCGAUUCAAUUCAUCAAAUUACUUCCUUUGCAUAUACGAAUUCUAACCUUACAUUCAGUGGUAAAUUAGCCUACCAUACUGAUACAAUAACAAAACUCAAAAUACAUAAAAACCAGUUCAUUAUUUCGAGUUCAAAGGACGGUCGUAUUGCUUUAUGGGAUCUAAGAACCCCGAAUAGUCAACCAACUAAUGUUUUCCAAGCAAAAAAUAGUGAGCCUUUGUUAUCGUUUGACAUCAACAAUUCCGGCACGAUAUUGGCAGCCGGUACUGAGCUCGUAGAAGAAGAUGCAAAGAUCCUCUUCUGGGACUUAAGACAACCCUUUCAUGUCGCUUUUGAAUUCAUCGAAUCACAUAACGAUGAUGUUACACAGAUUCAAUUCCAUCCAACAAAUGACUCUUGCUUUAUCAGCGGUUCUGUCGAUGGUUUGAUAUGCAACUUUGAACUGAAAAGCUUUAACGAAGACGAUGAACUAGUCGGCGUGAUAAAUUCUGGAUCAUCGAUCAAUAAAGCUGGUUAUUUCGGACCAAGUGCUGAAUACGUAUAUUGCUUAACUCACACAGAAACAUUCAGUUUAUGGGGUUUAUCUGAUGUUAACUUACUUUGUGAUAUGGGAGAUAUUCGACAGGACGACAGCAAAGGAGGUACCAUUCAAAUUGAUUACGCUGUCGAUUGUCAGUUCGAUUUUUCCACUAAUCGACUGUACCUUUUUGCUGGUUCGAACCGCGGAGGUAUUAGUAUUUUGCAUGUUGCUAUUAAUGAACUACAAUUAUGUCAAACGCUAAAUGGUGGCCAUUCUGAUAUCGUGAGAAGUGUAAUCUGGAAUCCGCAGAUAAAUAUAUUUCUUUCCGGUGGAGAAGAUUCAAAAUUGUGUAUAUGGGGACUUUAA
Cetraspora pellucida is the source of this 1032-nucleotide messenger RNA. The record is from the annotation of a GenBank genome assembly. Lineage: Eukaryota; Fungi; Glomeromycota; Glomeromycetes; Diversisporales; Gigasporaceae.